Molecule: messenger RNA, 1328 nt
Organism: Cicer arietinum (chickpea)
Lineage: Eukaryota; Viridiplantae; Streptophyta; Magnoliopsida; Fabales; Fabaceae
Product: P34 probable thiol protease-like
Biological process (GO): proteolysis
Molecular function (GO): cysteine-type peptidase activity
Source: RefSeq, a predicted model, not a curated record
UUUAUCAACUACGUACUUCUCAUCUUCAUUAUUUUCAUUACAUUAUUUAAUAAAAUGAUGAUUUCCCACACACCAAACCUAUUUCUCCUCUUCAUUAUUUUCACUACAUUAUGUCUUUCUUCAUGUUAUGGUAUCCCAACCAAAUACUCCUCUAUAUUGGGUCCUAACCUUGAUAAGCUUCCAACUCAACAGGAAGCGAUACAACUAUUCCAACAAUGGAGAAAAGAUCAUGGACGUGUCUACAAAGACCUAGAAGAGAUGUCAAAGAAAUUUGACAUUUUUUAUUCAAAUUUGAAGUAUAUUACGGAGACUAAUGCAAAGAGAAAAUCACCUCAUGGCUUCCUUCUUGGUUUGACCAGCUUUUCCGAUUGGAGUACCAAUGAAUUCAAAGAAACGUAUUUACAUGAAAUUGACAUGUCCACCCACAUGGAUAAGAUGAAGGGGAAUGGUGUUGUUCGUAACUCAGAAUGUAGUGCACCUUCUUCCUUGGAUUGGAGGACAAAAGGAGCUGUAACUAGUGUCAAGAGUCAAGGGCAGUGUGGAAGUUGCUGGGCAUUCACAGCUAUAGCUGCCUUAGAAGGAAUAAAUGCAAUAACAUCAGGAAAGCUUGUCGACCUUUCGCCACAAGAGCUUGUUGAUUGUGAACCUAAUUUUGUCGGCUGUCAAAGUAUUGGAUGGGUCGACAAAGCAUUCGAGUGGGUUAUAAGUAACAAAGGGAUGGCUAUUGAAAAUAAUUAUCCUUAUACGGACACCAAGGGAGAAUGCAAAGCCUCACAGGUUCCAAACAUUCAAAUUAGUACCAUUGAUUCAUAUAGUAGCGUGGAGCGAUCAGACGAUGGACUAUUGUGUGCAAUUGCUAAACAGCCUAUUACUGUGUGUUUUUAUGCGGACUAUGACUUUCAUCAUUACACACAGGGAAUAUAUGAUGGUCCUAAUUGCCCAGCAGAGGUGACAUCUACAACUCAUUGCGCGGUAUUAGUGGGUUAUGAUUCAGUAGAUGGUGAAGAUUAUUGGAUCUUGAAGAACUCAUGGGGCACGGAAUGGGGAAUGGACGGUUAUGCGUGGAUCAAAAGGAACACUGGUACAAGUCAGGGUGUGUGUGGAAUCAAUAUUGCGGCUCUUUACCCACUCAAAUUUACAUCUAGUAAAGCACGUAUUAAUUCCACUUUAGGUCAAUCAUAAAUUUAUCGAGCGUUUUAUCAUUGCUAAUGCUAUGUAAUGGGCAGAACUACACGUUGUACUAAAAAUAUCUUUUUUUCUUAUUAAAUAAUGAUGUAAUAUAAGUACUCAUCGGAAUAAAAUGGUUGGUGUUCUUGCGUAUCGUAAAA